Messenger RNA from Linnemannia hyalina, 2076 nucleotides. NCBI's taxonomy places the organism in Eukaryota, Fungi, Mortierellomycota, Mortierellomycetes, Mortierellales, Mortierellaceae. The record is from the annotation of a GenBank genome assembly.
AUGUCAAAUCGCUACUCCUCAAGAACAUUCCGCAGGAUGCUCGCCACCGCAACCGCCUUCCAGCCACAAAACAUGAUCGAAAAGAUUGCCCAGCGAUACGCCGUAGACCUCUCCCCUAACCAGACUAUCCUCAGUGGCGACUUUGUUGCCAUCCGGCCCGAACACGUCCUCACCCACGAUAACACCGGCGCCGUCAUCUCCAAGUUCAAGAGUAUUGGUGCAGCUCAGUUCAAGAACCCUCGUCAGCCCGUGUUUGCACUCGACCACGAUGUCCAGAACAAGACCGAGAAGAACUUGAACAAGUACGCAACGAUUGAGGCGUUCGCAGGAGAGAACAAAGUCGAUUUCUACCCAGCAGGCCGCGGUAUCGGACACCAGGUCAUGGUCGAGGAAGGAUACGCAUUCCCAGGAACACUCACCGUCGCCUCAGACUCUCACUCCAACAUGUACGGCGGUAUCGGAUCUCUCGGAACACCCAUCGUCCGGACAGAUGCUGCUGCUAUUUGGGCCACAGGCCAGACUUGGUGGCAAGUCCCGCCCGUUGUCAAGGUCGAGCUCAAGAACCAGCUGGCUCCCGGUGUGACAGGCAAGGAUGUGAUUAUUACGUUGUGCUCGGUUUUUAACAAGGAUGAGGUCCUGAAUACGGCGAUCGAGUUUACAGGCGAAGGUGUGCAGUCGUUGCAUAUUGAGGACCGCCUUGCGAUUGCCAACAUGACCACGGAGUGGGGUGCCCUUGCCGGUGUGUUCCCUAUUGAUGAUGUGACGAGGGAGUACUACCAGAAGCGAAUCCAGGUCUUGGAGAGGACUCGGUUCACCAACAAGAACAUUGAAAAGGUCCCUGCUGGUCAGGAGUUUGUUCACCCACGUGUCAACAAGGAGCGAGUUGAGCAGUUGGCCCAGAACAAGUUCUCGCCUGACCAUGGCGCUACCUAUGCCAAGCAUUUGGUCCUGGACUUGUCGACUGUCUCGCCCUAUAUCUCGGGUCCUAACUCUGUUAAGGUUGCCCAGUCGGUUCAGGAUCUGAAGGAUGUCAAGAUCAACAAGGCCUACUUGGUCUCGUGCGUCAACUCUCGUGCGAGCGAUCUCCGUCAGGCUGCGGCUGUUGUUCGGGGCAAGAAGAUUGCUGAGGGUGUUGAAUUCUAUGUCGCCGCGGCGAGUAGUGAGGUCCAGGCUGAGGUCGAGUCGACGGGCGACUGGCAGGCGCUUAUGGAUGCUGGUGCCAUUGCCCUCCCUGCUGGAUGUGGACCCUGCGUUGGUCUGGGAACUGGAUUGCUGCAGGAUGGAGAGAUUGGUAUUUCGGCAACAAACCGCAACUUCAAGGGUCGCAUGGGCUCUCCAAAGGCACUCGCCUACCUCGCCUCUCCCGCAGUCGUCGCCGCUUCCGCCAUCUCUGGAAAAAUCGUCGCCCCUUCCUCCAUCGCCACUUCCGGCACUGUCCCCAUACCAAAGACUAGCUUGAUCACCCUCAGCAGUGCAUCAGCAUCAGUCAACACUGAGGCUGCUGCAGUUUCGGACGAAACGAUCCCCAACUUCCCCUCCCACAUGACCGGCGAGCUGCUCUUCUGCCCUGCCGACAACCUCAACACCGACGGCAUCUACCCCGGAAAAUACACCUACCAGGACGACAUUGGCCCGGAGACCAUGCGCAAGGUGGUCAUGGAAAACUACGAUACCCAAUUCGCAAGCAUCGUCAAGCCCAGCGACAUCCUCAUCGGAGGCUUUAACUUUGGUACAGGAUCCUCUCGUGAACAAGCCGCCACCGCCCUGCUGUCUGCAGGCGUUAAACUCCUUAUUGCAGGAUCGUUCUCAGAAACCUUCAAGCGCAACUCGAUCAACAAUGGCUUGUUGUUGAUGGAGAGUCCUGAACUGGUGCGUGAUCUGGCGGCCGAAAGGGGUACUGCCAAGUUGACGGACCGGACUGGUUGGAAGGCGACUGUUUCCUUGGCGAGUGGCAAGGUUCAGGUUAGCAGGGAGGGGCAGGAGGAUAAGGUUUACAGAGUUGGUAGUCUUGGGAAGAGUGUUCAGGAGAUUUGGGUUGCUGGAGGUCUUGAGGGCUGGGUCAAGGGACGCAUUUAG